Molecule: messenger RNA, 379 nt
Organism: Suillus subaureus
Lineage: Eukaryota; Fungi; Basidiomycota; Agaricomycetes; Boletales; Suillaceae
Exons: 2
Coding region: 213-374 (53 amino acids)
Source: RefSeq, a predicted model, not a curated record
AGCACACUCAAAUCCUGAAUCCUGAAUCCGCCGCCGCUUAUAGUAGAAACCAUGGGAAUUAAAUAGACCAAUGCCAUCCAAAUGCUCCUUCCACCCCACAAGAGACUCGUUCUAUAAGUUAAGCACGUAGCGAACUCUACCAAAUCAACCCCCACCAGUCAUCUCGUACAGCGCAAGCCUCGCUCCACGAACGACACCGAAUAAGCCACAAGAUGAGACAUCACGCUGUGAAAUUCAGAGAUGACAUGUCAGAUAUUGGAAUACACACAGGGGCGCCAGAGCUGUGUGCAUGUCGGUUCACCACCCAGAGAUGGAGGUGCAUGCGCGUCGCGGCGAGGAUCAUGAACUGGAAAUCAUACAACAAGGCGUGGUAGGAAUA